UCUUCAAUCAUGGCUGAUGGAGGCGAAUGUUUUGAUGGAGUCCAGGGACCAACAAAAAGCUCCGCUUUUGUGCUGUAAAUCACAGCUGCUGCCUCAACCGACGUCAUAUUAUGUGCAGUAAGAGAUCUGAGACGAAUUUUCUUUGACCCAGCCGGAAAAGGGCCAGUUAGCCGAUACCGUCUGCUGCAGCGGCCUAGCUAACGUUAGCUUGCGUUGUUGAGUGAGCUCAGUGCGCGGCCCUCUCUCAACCCGAUUUGUGUUCUUCAUGCUGCAGCUCCACCGGGACUUAUUUCACCUUUAUAGUCACAUGUACAGAAGAGUAUCGUAGCUUUUUUAAAUAGAUGGAGUUAGUUCGAAGCAAAGUGUGAGUACGGCUGCUUGAGACUGACCCUAGGGGGAGUGGUUAUCCAUGACCAAGAGUUCCUGCACAAUACUAUUCUUUAAUAUUGUCAGCGAACAUGUCUCUAGUCGCCUAUGGCAGCAGUGACGAGAGUGACUCGGAGGAAUCUUCCGCCGCACCGCAGAGCAAAGGGCUCUUCUCGGUGCUGCCUGCUCCGAAAAAGCCAAGAUCGACAGGAGGAAGCGGGGGACCGAGAAAGGAGAUUAAAGCGAGCCGUUCACCGGGGAACAGCACGUCCAACGAUGAUCUGACGGUAGAGCCGCAGCCAUCUAAAGAAGGCUUAUUUUCUAGUCUGCCUAAGCCGAGGAAGCGAACAGAGCCCGUCAAGAUCACUGUGCCGCAGAUCCAGAGACGGGAUCCAGACUCUGACGAUGAUAAUGAUGAACCAGUAAAGAAGAAAGUACAACCUCAGGGUACAGGCCUUUCAUCUCUCCUCCCACAACCCAGAAACAUGAGCAUGAAGUCGAUGAACAGAUCCCUGGUUCCUCACACACUCACCAAGCGCCAAGAACCAAAAGGACCAAAUUCUGGAAAGCCCGCUCAGGGUCUGCUUGGUUCUAGUGCAUCUCCCUCUGCUAUCAAAGCUGCGGCAAAGUCCGCCGCCCUGCAGGUGGCUCGACAAAUAGCCUCCGAGGAUAAAGAGGAGGACAUAACUCCACAGAACUACUUUUCUCUGGGCGAGAGCUCCCCGCCUCUCCCUGCAGUCGACCCAAGUUUAGAACCUGAGCAAGGAGCCAUCGCGGAACCUCUUGCACUUGCCCCUGGAGAUGAGCCGGGUCAGUCAGACGCCCCGCUCGAUUUUGGGGGGAACCAGGAGGGAGCUGGUCCAUGGGUAGGUCAAUAUCCUCCGUAUGAACAGGCCAUGGAAGGCCCCGGAGCUCGCCCUGAGGGAUACUAUAAUGAGCCAUUCUUCCAAGAUCCUGAAACCGGAUCGGCAGAAGCUGGAGAGCCUGGCAGCUCUGCCAUGUUUGAGGAUGAAGCGUUCAUGCGACUGCAGGGGAAACGGAACAGGGGAAAAGAGGAGAUCAAGUUCCUGGAGAUCAAAGGAGACGACCAGCUAAGUGGCAACAAGCAGUGGAUGACCAAGAGCAUGACGGAGGAGAAGCAGACCCGUCAGUCCUUCAGCAAGAAAAAUAGAGAACAGCCUACAGGACAGCAGCGACGCAAGCAUCAGAUAACAUAUCUCAUUCACCAGGCAAAGGAACGCGAGUUGGAGCUGAAGAACAGCUGGGCAGAUAACAAGCUCUCCCGCCGGCAGACACAGGCCAAAUACGGUUUCUAAAUGUCACACUGUGGACUCGUGGUGACGCGUGGAAACCCUGCACCAGAAAGUAGAAUAGAGCUUUUCCAGAUUUCCCCACACACUUGUGGAAAACUGGUGUUUGGGGAGAAACUACACACACCGUAAUACAGAUUUUUCCCACCUGUAUUUGUGUUAAAUUGUUAUUAUUCAGUAGUUUGCGCAACUGUUUCAUACGGUGUUACUUUUGUACGGAAAAUCCAGUCGCUGUCGUUAACCUUCCUCUCCCAAUAAUUUACAGUAAAUAUAGGCUCUGUAUCUACAAAUGCAAUUGUAAGGCACCUUUGGCCAGUCAGUGGCAGAGAUGAUAUAGUGUCACCCUCAAGUGGCCAUUUAAAAAAUAAAAAAAAUCCUUUGGAAUUUCCGAACGACUCCCGUUGAGUGAUGAAUACGAACACCUCCACAACACGGUUUGGUUCUCUGGCAGUCGCAACAUGUUGGUAAAACGUUGCCUUUGAGAAAUGAACCGGAGGCGAUAGAAGGAUGUGAAGCAUUACAUAUUUUUGUAAUAACGAAUAAAGAUGUUGGAAUACUACAUAUGCUGCAGUUGCUCAGAGACUCAUUAAAGUAAGGAUAUAAAGUG
Messenger RNA from Pseudoliparis swirei, 2283 nucleotides. It is a transcript of the gene prcc, whose product is annotated as proline rich mitotic checkpoint control factor. The record is from RefSeq and is a predicted model, not a curated record. The transcript is spliced from 7 exons. Gene Ontology annotation, cellular component: nucleus. NCBI's taxonomy places the organism in Eukaryota, Metazoa, Chordata, Actinopteri, Perciformes, Liparidae. The coding region runs from base 459 to 1682 and encodes 407 amino acids.